AUGAAACUCAUCGUCAUCUGGGAACACGAGUAUGAUAAAAUGAUACGCGAGGAAACCGAUGCCAAAGCCUUUGUCGAUAGCCUGGAACUAGUCGAACGUCUCGACCCCCGCGGCAGUCUAAUGGGCGGACGUACAACCGGUUUUGUACUAUACAAGAGUGCGACACAGGGAACAAAAAUUAAAUACGUUGACUUUACCUCGUUAUAUCCUUACGUAAACAAAACAGCCCGAUAUCUGAUCGGACAUCCCGAAAUCAUUACGCGUGAUUUUGACAAUAUGUCAACUUAUUUCGGGAUAGACAAGGUGAAAGUGUUACCACCCAGGGACCUUUUUCACCCGGUGUUGGGUUAUCGAAUACAAGGUAAAAUAACGUUUCCUUUUUGUCGAAAGUGUGCAGAGUUCCAAAAGCAUGACCUUUGUCAAUGUUCGGACGCGGCCAGAGCGCUGACGGGAACGUACUGUACACCAGAACUUCUGAAAGCCAACGAAAAAGGCUACAAAAUUCUCAAGAUUUACGAAAUUUAUCAAUGCAGAGAAACGACACAGUACGAUUCUUCCGUCAAGACUGGGGGAUUAUUUACUCCAUACAUUAACAUGCUUUUGAAAAUAAAACAAGAGGCCAGCGGACGACCCACAUGGGUCAAGACGGACAAAGACCUGUGUCGAUAUAUCGCAAUUUACGAACAAAAGGAAGGUAUUCGUCUGAACCCCGACAAUAUCGAAUAUAACCCGCGCCUUCGUAGUUUGGCAAAGCUUCUCUUGAAUAGUUUCUGGGGGAAAUUUAGCCAGAGAAUGAAUCUUUGUAAGACACAGAUUCUACACGACAGCCAAGCUCAUGUUUUGUUAGAGCAGAUGGCUAAUCCGACUAUACAAAUCCAAGAUUUUAAUAUUGUGGAUGAUAAUCAUCUCAUGCUCUCUACCAAACACAUUUCGGAGAACAUGUGUGACCCUGGUCACACCAACGUGUUUUUUGCAUCAUUUAACACCUGCUGGGCGCGUCUUAAGUUAUACGAGUUACUAGAUUUGCUGCAAAUUCGCGUUUUAUACUGGGACACAGACUCUGUUAUCUGUACGCAGAAAGAGGGGGAAUUACAAAUCUGCCAUCGGGGACUUUCUCUGGGAACUCACGAACGAGUUAAGCGAGGACGACUGGACAACAGAGUUUAUCUGUUACGGUCCCAAAACUAUGCUUAUAAAACGUUCAAGGGAAAAGAAGUAUGCAAAGUCAAGGGGUUUUCAUUGAAUUACAUCAACUCGUCGAUCAUAAAUUUGGCCAGUAUGAAAGACGCCAUGUUCAAUCGCAAGGAUUCUAUGACGGGUAACUACCACACUGUGAAUCCAAACAAGAUCUGUCGAGAAAAAAUUCACAGUGAACUAUAUUGCCAAGAAGAAGUAAAAAGAUACGCAGCUGUGUACACAAAACGAGUUGUACAACCAAAUUUGACAACGCUUCCCUGUGGUUUUUGA
Molecule: messenger RNA, 1467 nt
Organism: Ostrea edulis (European flat oyster)
Lineage: Eukaryota; Metazoa; Mollusca; Bivalvia; Ostreida; Ostreidae
Exons: 1
Coding region: 1-1467 (488 amino acids)
Biological process (GO): DNA replication
Molecular function (GO): nucleotide binding; DNA-directed DNA polymerase activity; DNA binding
Source: RefSeq, a predicted model, not a curated record